Arabidopsis arenosa is the source of this 2781-nucleotide messenger RNA. Lineage: Eukaryota; Viridiplantae; Streptophyta; Magnoliopsida; Brassicales; Brassicaceae. The record is from the annotation of a GenBank genome assembly.
CGUGAUCAGAGAGAUACCCAUCUCUGCAGUUGCAUUUCCUCAUUGAUUUUCAGAAACAAAAUCGUAUCAGUCACACGAAAAACAAAUUAUUCUUUGGUUACUUGUGGUAUACGUAAGUAUAAUUGAUUAGAUGGUGGUGAUGUUGACGCAAGAAAUGAGUGGCGGUGGUGGUCCAAAGGCGGAAGAGGGUCAGUUGUUUGUGGCGGUGGCCGUGAAGGGUAUGAUCGGAGACAAAUUAGGCGGGGCAGGAAGCCGCCGUGCCGUACGGUGGGCCGUCGAUAAUCUUUUACCGAAGGCUGAUAGGUUCUUGUUGAUCCAUGUCAUCCCCACCAUUACUUCUAUUCCUACCCCAAACGGAGAGAGAUUGCCGGUGGAAGAAGUGGAGGAGAGUGUGGUGGAAAUGUAUGUAAGAGACGUUAAAAAAGAAUUUGAAACAGUCUUUGUUCCCUUCUUGAAAAUAUGCAAGACUAGUAGUAGUACCAAGUGUCAGGUAGAGACUCUGUUGCUAGAGUACGACGAUCCUGCAAAAGCACUUCUCAGAUUCAUAUCUAAAUCAGGAGUUAACAGUUUGGUUAUGGGAUCAUUUGCAUCAAAUAUAUUCACACGGAGAGCAAGAGGUCCAGGAGUACCAUUGACUGUCUUAAAAUACGCACCAGAAACAUGUGAAGUAUACAUUGUGUGUAAAGACAGAAUCACUACAAAAUCUAUGGAUCCAUUAAUCAACAGAGAGCCGUGCACAAGUCCAUUCGCAGCCGCGACUACCCAUGACUUCUUGAAAGACUGGGCGGCUAGUUUCCACACUCUACGGUCUCCAUCAUUAUCCGAGCCUCGACAGUCCACUGAGGCAGGCACGAGGAGGUCAGCAUCGGCAAGAGAGCUGAGAUUUGAGGCAUUAAGCCUCACUUGUAAUAAACCCAAAACGCCUCAAAGUAGUAAGGCUUCUAUUGAAACAAUUCCAGAGAUUAUUAGGCGGCGUGGAGGAUCCGAUAUUCCACAGCUAAAUUACUCAGAUUUUGAUCAAACAUGUACUAAACCCCAAUCAAAUCUUGAGAACAUCGUUAGCGAGCAUAGAGACUCUGAUCGUUCACCCCCGGGAACAUCAAGAAAAUCCAAGAAGGUUGAGAUUGAAUCAGAGGUCGAACGUUUGAAGAAGGAGCUACAAAGUACAGUCGCUAAAUAUAAACAAGCUUGUGAAGAGCUUUUCUCCACACAAAACAAGGUUCAAAUGCUUUCGACCGAAUGUUCGAAAGAAGCUAAAAGAGUGAACAAUGCCGUGGAGAAAGAAGAGUUGGAGAGGAAAACCGCGGCGCUGGAGAAAGAGCGGUACAUGAAGGCGGUGAAAGAGGUAGAAACCGCGAAAGCAUUGCUCGCAAGAGAGUUUUGUCAGCGACAGAUAGCGGAAGUCAAUGCUUUAAGGACUUACUUGGAGAAGAAGAAAGUGAUCGAUCAGCUUUUGGGAACUGAUCACCGGUAUAGAAAAUACUCAAUCGAGGAUAUUGUAACAGCCACAGAAGGAUUCUCGCCAGAGAAAGUGAUUGGCGAAGGAGGAUACGGAAAAGUUUACCGAUGUAGCCUUGAUAGUACUCCGGCAGCUGUUAAGGUUGUCCGGCUUGAUACGCCGGAGAAGAAACAGGAGUUCUUGAAAGAGGUUGAGGUUCUAAGCCAACUCCGACACCCACACGUGGUUCUUCUCCUCGGAGCUUGUCCGGAGAAUGGUUGUUUGGUUUACGAGUAUUUGGAAAAUGGAAGCCUCGAGGAAUUUAUAUUUCACCGCAAAAAUAAACCGCCUUUGCCUUGGUUUAUCCGGUUUAGGGUAAUUUUCGAGGUAGCUUGCGGUUUAGCCUUCUUACACAGCUCUAAACCGGAACCAAUUGUUCACCGUGAUCUAAAACCGGGAAACAUCUUGUUAAACCGGAACUACGUGAGCAAAAUUGCUGACGUUGGACUAGCCAAGCUGGUUACGGAUGUUGCACCGGAUAAUGUCACGAUGUACAAAAACUCGGUUCUUGCCGGUACAUUGCAUUAUAUUGAUCCGGAAUACCAUCGAACCGGAACGAUUAGACCAAAAUCGGAUCUUUACGCGUUCGGCAUAAUUAUUCUUCAGCUGUUGACGGCUCGUCAACCGAGCGGACUUGUACCAGCGGUCGAAAACGCGGUAAAGAAAGGGACGUUAACCGAAAUGCUAGAUAAAUCGGUUACUGAUUGGCCUUUGGCAGAAACCGAGGAAUUGGCUCGGAUCGGUUUGAAAUGUGCAGAAUUUCGAUGCCGAGAUAGACCGGAUCUUAAAUCAGAGGUUAUACCGGUUUUGAAACGGCUUGUGGAGACGGCAAAUUCGAAAAUAAAGAAAGAAGGAAGCAAUUUACGUGCACCGAGUCAUUACUUCUGUCCAAUCUUACGGGAGAUAAUGGAGGAGCCAGAGAUUGCUGCUGAUGGAUUCACGUACGAGAGGAAAGCGAUCUUAGCGUGGCUUGAGAGACACAACAUUUCACCAGUGACGCGACAAAAGCUCGACCACUUCAAGCUCACACCGAACCAUACACUCCGGUCUGCGAUUCGCGAUUGGAAAUCAAGAGUCCGGUUUUCUAAUGAUAUUGUUAAUAUAACUGGCUAAUAUUUCUCAUUGGAGUUUUUUUUGUAAAUUUUCUUUUAUUUGAAGUUGCAUUAUAUUUAGUUAUAUAUGCAUGUUAAUAUAUGGUUUGUAAAUUGUGAUAGACCAAAAAAUUUCGUUAUGUGGUUUGGAUUAUGUUUGUAAACCCAUAAAAAUGAAAAUUUUAGUUUGUU